Messenger RNA from Halichondria panicea, 1091 nucleotides. RefSeq names its product Golgi SNAP receptor complex member 1-like. Bases 314 to 1015 code for a protein of 233 amino acids. Gene Ontology annotation, molecular function: SNAP receptor activity. Gene Ontology annotation, biological process: endoplasmic reticulum to Golgi vesicle-mediated transport; vesicle fusion. Gene Ontology annotation, cellular component: cis-Golgi network; Golgi membrane; Golgi medial cisterna. The record is from RefSeq and is a predicted model, not a curated record. The transcript has 8 exons. Lineage: Eukaryota; Metazoa; Porifera; Demospongiae; Suberitida; Halichondriidae.
GUGAAUUCCCUCAACCCCUACCCCUAACCUCCUGCUAGACUGACCACACUCAUAUUAUUUUCAGAGGAACAUUUUCACCACAUACUUUUGUACUUGUAUAAUGUAGACACCAUGAAUAAAAUUAUAAUUAUGACGUUUUUCGCUGUUUUAGAAAUAGAAUGAAAUAUUGAAAGAAAUAAUCAUCUACGUGGCGAAUUGCGAAUUAUUACUCACUUGUUUUAAUUUUGUAGCUAUAGGUACUAGGUCUACCCUGUACUGUAAUUAUAGAGUAGAGUUUGUUCAAGAAGUGGAGUAGAGUGUGACCCCUUCAGUAAUGGCUGCCUCCAAGAGAAGUCACUGGGAAGAUCUCCGUAAGGAAUCCCGACGUCUAGAGACUGAGAUCGACCUGAAGCUUGUAUCGUUCAGCAAGCUGGGCUCUACCUACAGCCACAGGGAUGACAGUGUUGACGGUCCGGUAAGGACAGGGCAUGUGUUUGACACUAUGACACUGGAGAUAGAGCAACUGAUAUCUAAGUUGCGUGGAGUGAAUGAUGCUCUGAAUGAGUACGUGUCAACAGUGAGCAGCACCUCCCCAAGUGGUAGUCUCUAUCACACACUGCAGCGGCACAAUGAGAUAUUGCAGGACUAUAACAAAGAGUUUACAAGAACUAAGGCAAAUAUUGUGGCUCAGAGACAGAGAGAGGAGCUGCUAGGACAGUCAAGGAGAGACUACAAGGUCUCAUCAGGACUCAACAGAAGAACAGAACUGUACUUAAAAGAGAAUGAACAAAUACGAGGGUCUGAGAGACUUGCGGAUGAGGCCAUCAGUAUUGCCAUGUCUACAAAAGAAAAUCUCUCUCAUCAAAGAAACGUAUUCGCAGGAGUCACCAACAAAGUUUCCUCCAUAACCAGUCGGUUCCCGCUAAUCAACAGUGUAGUUCAAAAGAUCAAUAUUCGGAAGAGAAGGGACUCUUUCAUACUCGGUGGAGUAGUGGCUGUCUGCAUCGUUAUUCUGCUGAUUUUUGUGUUGAGAUAGAUGAACAUGAUUUCAAUUUAUCUGUUUUAUUGUACAUUACUAUUGACUUAAAUUAAAUCAGCAAUUACAAUGUUUA